CCACACCCGCGCUGACACAGUCCCCCUGGAGACCUGGGAGAGAGAACCCUGGUUAUUCUCCAUAAGGUUCUGCACGCAUCAGGACCCCAGAGACUCAGACGCAGCGCCACACACACACACACACACACACACAUAGACACACUGUGUGUUUUGGCAGGGGACAGGAGCGGUGGGCAGGGAGCGGACUUGGAACUGCACAUACCUCCAGACCCAUCCUGUGUAUCAGGGAAACCGCCCUCUGAUCUCUCCAUCAUCAGUCCGUCAUGGGCCAACACAUCAGCAAACCCACUUCCGACAUUUUCCGGAACUCCAAAUUCUUCCCCUCCUCCAAACACAGCUCCUACACCCAGUCCCCCACGGACGAGAACGUGCCGCCUCGACCCAGCAUCUUCGCCACGCUGAGGAAGCCCCCUGUCGUCAAGCCCAAUGAUUUCAUUCCUCUGUUCAAUGACUGCAUCACAGCCGCCUCGGCCAGAACUCAGGAGUACCUCUCCUUCAAAGACCCGGAGGACAAGUUCCACCCGACCCCUGAGGUGCUCACUCAGGUCUUCCUGAUGACCUACAUAACCCAGAGCGUCUGCCUGAACAUGACGGACACCUUCAACUGCACCGCCAUGACACCCGAGCAACGCAUCCUCCUCGGGGCUGACUGGGUCUGGGCCUUGCUGCAGAAGUCCACCAAGAACCCGCGGAUCCAGAUCGCCGUGCAGGUCCUGCACCUGCCGGAGAGGGAGGACGCUGAGGAGAACGGCGUCUCCCCGGAGGCCUUCAGCGAGUCCCUCCUGAUGGCCCAGAAGGAGUCCAGCAACAAGACCAUGUACGAGAGGUUGGUGGACUUCUGCACUUCUAUCGGCAAAGACUGCUACGCCCUCUUCUUGUUCUUGGGGAAGAAAAACGACAAGAGCAACAUCUACGGCGUCCUCAGCAACAAUUUCGAGGCGGCCAUCGGGAAGUGCGACACGAUCGACCGCCCGUUUAUUGAGAACUUCUUCAAAGGUUCACGGUAUCUCCACACACCUUCAGGAAUGAUGCAGGCUAUCGUCACCAAGAAGGAGGGAGAUCCUCUCACUCUCAUGAUUAAAUUCAGCUGAACCAAAAGGACUGACGAUACGAAACCACAGGAAUACACUUGAUGUUAUGUGAGUGUUGAUUAUCUCAAGAUCAUCAACCUCCCGUCGAACUAAAUGUUGAGUUUGAUAAAGUUAGAGGAGUUUGAAAGUUGUUGAUGGAGCCUCUUCCUUCCAUCUGUUUCCUAUUUUCAAAUAGCUUGAACCAAAGACUUUACACAUUUCUACACUGGUGGUCGACAGCACGUGAAAUCAUCCUUUUGAUUUGUGCAAUAACAUAAAGUGAGUUUCACCAAAUCCUUCAGAUUUCUUUCUUCAUCCACAGAAUUAAUAAAUUACAAUGGUUCUGUUCUCUUCAGGUGUGAACCAGCGCCACACCCCUGGAAUAUGCAGCCGAUGAAUUACAGAUGAAUGUUUUAUUAUUUUAUUUGCUCCUUUGCCAAAAUGACAAUGAGUUAAUUAUUCAUUUCAACAUCGUCGCUGUUUAUUCUGUUUUACUGGAAGACUCAAACCUCCAACCACUUUUUUUAAUGUUUCACUGUACAAACUCAUUAUCCGGCUCUGAAACGACUGUUCAUCAUUUUAGAAUCGAUUUUGUUUUUCUCGCUUCUCUUCUGUAACAUAAACAUUCUUAUCUGUCUUCUUUCAAACUGCUGCUUUUAAUUGUCUUCUGUCGUUUACCUUCAAUUCUUCAUUUUCAUCUUGUAAAGCUGUCGUUUAAAUAAAGUUAUUAUUUAUUAACUGAU
Messenger RNA from Paralichthys olivaceus (Japanese flounder), 1813 nucleotides. It is a transcript of the gene rep15, whose product is annotated as RAB15 effector protein. Gene Ontology annotation, biological process: receptor recycling. NCBI's taxonomy places the organism in Eukaryota, Metazoa, Chordata, Actinopteri, Pleuronectiformes, Paralichthyidae. The record is from RefSeq and is a predicted model, not a curated record.